AUGGCUAACAAGUGCAUCCUCCAAAUCGCUCUCCUGAUGUGUUUCUCCACCACAGCUCUUUCCAUGAGCUAUGAUGUGCUUCGAUACCAACAAAGGAGCAGCAAUUUGGCAUGUCAGAAGCUCCUGGGACAGUUGCCUGGGACUCCUCAAUAUUGCCUCGAAGAUAGGAUGAACUUUGAGGUCCCUGAGGAGAUUAUGCAACCACCACAAUUCCAGAAGGAAGAUGCAGUAUUGAUUAUCCACGAGAUGCUCCAGCAGAUCUUCGGCAUUCUCAGAAGAAAUUUCUCUAGCACUGGCUGGAAUGAAACCGUCAUUAAGACUAUCCUUGUGGAACUUGAUGGGCAGAUGGAUGACCUGGAGACAAUCCUGGAGGAAAUCAUGGAGGAGGAAAAUUUCCCCAGGGGAGACAUGACCAUUCUUCACCUGAAGAAAUAUUACUUGAGCAUUCUGCAGUACCUGAAGUCCAAGGAGUACAGAAGCUGUGCCUGGACAGUCGUCCAAGUGGAAAUCCUCAGGAACUUUUCUUUCCUUAACAGACUUACAGAUUACCUCCGGAACUGA
Messenger RNA from Sus scrofa (pig), 561 nucleotides. It is a transcript of the gene IFNB1, whose product is annotated as interferon beta 1. The record is from RefSeq and is marked provisional. Gene Ontology annotation, biological process: defense response. Gene Ontology annotation, cellular component: extracellular region. NCBI's taxonomy places the organism in Eukaryota, Metazoa, Chordata, Mammalia, Artiodactyla, Suidae. Gene Ontology annotation, molecular function: cytokine receptor binding.